AUGGCACCAUUAAUUACAUUUUUAAAAGUAUUAUUUCUAAAUACAAUACUUUAUGAAAACUGUAGGACUGAUCAGAUUUAGGAUUGUAGAUAUACAGAUUUUUUAAUUACUGGAGCUACCUCUUCAACUAUUGAUAGAUGUGGUUCAGGUUCUUAAAGCUUAUACUUGGGACCAUAUGGGUUUAAGACAACUGUAACAAAAACCUUUACUAAUCUAACCCCUAAAAGUAAUCUAUAGUUAUCAGUUGGUAUAUGGAAAUUUGACACUUGGGAUGGGGAAGGAGUUUAAAUUUGGGCAAAUGAUGUUCUUUUGGGAAAUAUAAUUAUUGGUCAUGAUGAUGGAACGAGAUUAUGUAGAACCAAUGUAGAUAAUGACUUAUUAGUACACGUGACAAAAUAAUUUUAAGUUUAAGAAACAAGUUUGACAAUUAAGUUUGUUGAUGAUUUGAACGAACCUCUAAAUAAUGGUAAAUCCUUAAUGAUAAUAAAUUAGAAUCCUGGGGAUUUCGCGAUUUGAUUAUUUAAAUAUUUAUCCCAUGCAUUAAUCUCUAUAGUGAAUGCAAUUAUUAAGGAAAUUUAUAUUAAAUAUGUAAAGGGGAAUAAUUAUAAUCAUCAAAAAAUAUUCCUUUUGAGAUUAAAUCAAUCUAACUUAGUCCCAAUACAUAAAUCAAAUUAAAGAGUCCUCAUUACUUUGGAGGAAAUUAGAUUGAAUUUACUACUUCUCAACCUUGCUUAGAUAGUUUUAAAGUAAUUUUUAAGAAAUUAUGCUAGUUUCCUAAAUAUAUGAAACCAAAUUGAACAUAUUUAAG
Paramecium sonneborni is the source of this 808-nucleotide messenger RNA. NCBI's taxonomy places the organism in Eukaryota, Ciliophora, Oligohymenophorea, Peniculida, Parameciidae. The record is from the annotation of a GenBank genome assembly.